AUGUUGUCAUCGCCACUGUCGUCGCCCUCUUCACGCAUGCGCCUAGCGCGGUGGAAAACCAAGCUCAGGCUGCUCUCGUUCAACGGCCGCCUUAGCGAUUCGCCAUACAGUAUCGCAUCAGGGUGUCUGCCGGAGUCGCAGUGUUUCUUGACACCGCUCGAGGUGCGCCAGCCAGAGUAUUUUACGCCCUUGACCGACCAUGUGGGCAAAGCUCUCGGAGACGAAACACUUCCACCACCUCCUCCGGCGCCGCGCCGCAAAUUAUCUUACGGGGCUUCCCUUCCUGUUCCCGAGGAGAGCCGCCCCAAAGUGCGCCCGUUUGUUGCUGCGAGCAAGGCGCCUAUUUUUGGUCAAAAAUGCUUCAUUUGUGGCGAGGCAUUGGAAACGAAAUUGGAGUGCGAGAAAUUAGUGCCGCUCGCUUGCGGCGACUGCGUUCAUAGCGAAUGUCUUUCUACCGCGACUGAGUGCGGAUUGCAUCGCGCCUUAUCUUGCGGCCGGUUGUCGCACCGCUCUUCCAGCAUUAAGGUCGAAGCAGCGAUUUUCCCAACGUGCGGUGGCGCCCAUUGUAUGGCGCACAAAAAGAAUGCGCCUGUGGUUGUAAUCGACGACGAUAUCACUACCACUCUUGUAGAUGACGCCUUGCUCGCGUUGAAACUUUCCACAGUUGGGCGCAUUUCUGAAGCCGCGUCGGAGUUCACACAACUCGAUUGGCCCGACGGAUCAGAAGACGAUAAAAGGGAGGUUUGCGAAAGAAAAAUACGCAAAGACAGUGAUUCAAGUCUCUUGAGUGGAAAAACUGAAAGCAUUCCUAGUCGUAGAAGUGACAGCAUCAUUAGCGGACGUCAUGACUAUGACAGCAGAAGCGACUUUCGCUUCAGCCGCGCUAGUCUGUUUGACACCUCUGAAAAGCCUUUUCUUCACAGACCGUUUCUGGACUUCAAAUCUUUUGCAGGGGAAAAGCCUUUUGAGCGUGAAUCUUCCCCUGCUCCAAGUAGCGUCACUAAUGCCACGGUCUCUGUCCGCAUUAGUCUCCACGAACAGGUGCCACUAGACCAUCUUAAAAGCCAUUUCAUCCGACAAAUGGUCGAGUCAUGCGACGAAAUGAACUACUUGCUUCUCGUGGCCGUCGGUCCAUUGCGCUUGGUUGACCGCUUGCGUGUGUCCAUUGGAGAGAACUACUUUGAGGCAAUUGUUUACCUUUUUCUCAACGAUUUAGUAAUAUGCUGCGAGAAUAAAGCUCCCCAAUUCUUCAGCUUCUCGAAGCUAAAACAUAUUGGCUCUCCCGACUUCUCGGUACUUCAGCUUCACUUUGUUGAUAGUCCAAUUUCACUAGUGGAACUUUUUUCUGAUGUUGAAUCCAUCAUUCAAAAAUGGGGUAUUGCUCUCUCAGAUUCGCUGUUACUGUUCCCGUCAGAGAUUUUCUCUUCUACUAUUUCCCUUUCCGAGGUUAUCCCGGAUAAGACAUCUUUCGUCGCGCAGGUUUCACCAAUAUGGGAAGACAAUGAAUCGCAGGAAACUAGUGCUGUGGCAGAUAAAAAUCGUGACGAUUUGAGUCACGUAAACUGCGAAAUACCUGAAAAUGAUGUGGGCCCUUUAGUGAAUGAUUUGAGUAGCCUGGUGCUUGAAAACGAACUUUCCGAAAUUUUCCGAACUAAGAAUCAGACGUGGUUGAGUGAACUGCUCUUAGACUCUUCGAAAGUCAAGCAGAAGAACGUGGAUCCAGUGAGUGCUUCUCAAAUCGGAACAUAUGUGUAUUCUUCAAGUCCCACUACUCCAUUGAAUAUUUAUAAAAUCCCCGCACCUUCUAUGUCUUCGCCCAUCGACUCUGAUUCUGAAUCGGAAUCCGACUCUGAUGACGAGGCUAUCCGUGACGCUAUUCGUGGGAAGUUGCAUAUUCAUUAA
Messenger RNA from Clavispora lusitaniae ATCC 42720, 1902 nucleotides. RefSeq names its product Cst5p (gene CST5). The record is from RefSeq and is a predicted model, not a curated record. NCBI's taxonomy places the organism in Eukaryota, Fungi, Ascomycota, Pichiomycetes, Serinales, Metschnikowiaceae.